Molecule: messenger RNA, 2547 nt
Organism: Microplitis demolitor
Lineage: Eukaryota; Metazoa; Arthropoda; Insecta; Hymenoptera; Braconidae
Product: mitochondrial intermediate peptidase
Exons: 2
Coding region: 350-2443 (697 amino acids)
Biological process (GO): peptide metabolic process
Cellular component (GO): mitochondrion
Molecular function (GO): metalloendopeptidase activity
Source: RefSeq, a predicted model, not a curated record
GUCAGCUAAUUUAAAUAUCAUAAUUAUUUAAAGUACAGCCCUCUCAGAUAGUAAGUCGCUGUCGGGAAUUGUCGGAAAUUUUCGGUUUGUGAUGUCAAUGUGUAGUAAUACCGUGAGAUUAGACUUGUUUUCAAAUAGUGGGAGUAUAAACCGACGGCGACUUAUCCUGGGAGGACUUUAUAAUGUUUAUAUUUUAUAUUUAUGUAAAACACAACCUAGAAGUUUAAACUAGACCCGGAACCUGGAGCAGUAGAAUUGUUUAUAAAUAAAAUUUAAAAAAUUUUUAUAGAAUAAAAUUUUAGAUGAAUGAAUGAAUGAAUUUAUUUAAUGACUGAGACUAUAAAUAAAAAUGUUACGAAUAUUACGUGAGUAUUUAAAAAAAUCACAAGGAAGACGAAGUGUCAGUACUUGGUCACCCUUAGCAAAAGCUUUUAAUAAUUAUGGACCAGCAGAAAAUUACGCAGUUGAUUUAUCACCCAAGUCAAGUGGUUUGUUUGGUUUACCGGAGCUUCGAACAGCCGAAGGAUUCUCAGAACUGAAGAACCAGGCGAUCAGUGACUCGGACAGACUGAUAGAAGAAGCAGUAGGACAUGACAGGUCUCGUAAGAUGGUACAGAUAUUUGACGACCUGUCAGAUUCGCUCUGCAGAGUUGCUGAUCUGGCAGAGUUUAUAAGAAUCGCUCACCCGGAUCAUAAGUACGCAGAGGCGGCUGAAGACACGUGUUUGGCUGUCAGCGGAAUCGUUGAGAAACUGAAUACACACCGGGGAUUAUACAAUUCAUUGAGCAGAGUCGUGAAGUCUGGUGACAUAAAACCAACUACGGAAAUUGAUGACCAUGUUUCUAAAUUAUUUCUUUUUGACUUUGAGCAGUGCGGCAUUCAUUUGCCGGAGGAUCUGCGCCAACAGGUCGUACAAAUUAAUGAUAAAAUUUUACAAGUCGGACAGAAAUUUAUGGCCAGAGCUGUGACACCUCGAUCAGUUGACUCUAAUCUGCUACCUGAACAUAUUAGACAAUAUUUUUUCAAAGAGGGCGAUCAUAUUUUAGUCAAUGGGUUAUUCACUGACUCGGCUAAUGCUUUGGCACGCGAAGCUGCUUAUAAAAUAUUUUUAUACCCAGACGAGCGGCAAGAAAAUUUGCUGAAGGAGUUGCUGAACUCAAGGCAUCAAUUGGCGGAGAUCUGCGGGUUCUCUACUUACGCGCAUCGCGCUAUCAGAGGAAGUACUGUUGAAACUCCGGAAGUAGUCCGUGCUUUUUUGGACAUUCUGAAUGUGGAGCUGAAGGAUCGAGCUAAUAGAGACUUUGAUGUAAUGCGAGAAAUGAAAAAAACCGAAACUAGUGUCCAGCAAGCUCUGAUGCCAUGGGACACGACUUAUUUCACAACCAAAGUCAAGAAAAUGUGGCUGGGAACAUCGAAUAAUGAGUUCGCGCCUUAUUUUUCACUUGGAGCAUGCAUGGAAGGUCUGAACAUUCUAACCCAGUCGUUGUACGGAGUCAGACUGGAACCAGAGCCUGCUGAAUCUGGAGAAAUAUGGGCGCCAAAUGUACAAAAACUCGCGGUGGUUGAUGAAAAUGAAGGAACGCUGGGACACAUUUACUGCGACUUCUUCGAACGAGAAGGAAAACCAAAUCAAGACUGCCACUUUACGAUCCGCGGAGGCAGAUUGUUAGCUGACGGAACCUACCAGAACCCGGUGGUUGUUCUAAUGCUGUCACUGCCUUCGCCAAGAUGGAACAAUCCUUGUCUACUUAGUCCCUCGGCCGUUGACAAUCUUUUCCAUGAAAUGGGACACGCGUUACACUCAAUGCUAGGUCGGACACAGUACCAACACGUAACGGGAACUCGUUGCAGCUCCGACUUUGCCGAAGUACCCAGUGUACUAAUGGAGUAUUUUGCCAGCGACAAAAGGAUCAUAAAACUCUUCGCCAAACACUACCAGACCCAAGAAUCACUUCCGGAUGACAUGAUCGAGAAGCUUUGCGCCUCUAAAAACGUUUUCCCCGCCUCAGAAUUGCAGGUCCAGGUUUUCUACAGCAUGCUCGAUCAUGUCUACCAUUCAAAACAGCUAAAAGGAUCCACCACAAAGGCACUAGCCGAGAUUCAGAACAACUACUACGGCCUUCCCUACGUGGAAAACACCGCAUGGCAGCUGAGAUUCUCUCACCUCGUUGGCUACGGCGCCAAGUACUACUCCUACCUCAUAUCCCGCGCUAUCGCUUCCUGGAUCUGGCAGACUUACUUCCAAAAAGACCCUCUGAGCAGAUCAGCCGGGGAAAAAUACCACAGAGAGUGUCUUGCUCACGGAGGCGGGAAACCCUCUUCUAAAGUCGUCUCCGACUUUUUAAACAAAGAAGCCAGCGCCCUUAAUUUCGCCAACGCUCUCGUCAACGAAAUUGACGAAAAAGACCAACAUGUUCAGUCAAUUUUAGCUUUAAAUAAAUAAAUAAAUAAUUAAUGAUCGUGAAGUUAACAGACAAUUAACAAUUUUCGAAUUUUUUUUCAAUAAUUCACUAAACAAAAAAAAUACACAAGUAGAAAAUUUAAAAA